AAUAGUUUCAGUACUGGCGCGCGAGAGGAUGGUUGCUUGUAAAUAGUUGUACUUAAUAUUUACCGCGUGAAUUCGAUCCUCGUUAUUAAGUAUUUAGCGGUUUGCUUUUUGAAUAAAUUUAUACUACAGAUCGGUAUAGCAUAAACGUUAUUCUGCCAUCGAUACCAGUGCGGUAAUUAACGAAAAAUUUGCAUAUUGCAAGCGGGUAGAAAGUUUAUAUCCUAAUUCGCAAUUCAGUCGUUUCGAUUGCAAGGAAACCAGUAGAACAAAAUGAAAUAGAAAAGAAUACUUCGAAGUGCGUUGGAAGUAUGUAUAAUUGGCGCUACGCCAUCUUCACGGAAUGAACUUGAGGCUACUUGGCGUCGACGUUGUUCAACGUUUCGGCUGAUUGUACGAAGUACAUAAAUAUUUUACUGAAAAACUAUUUUUAACUGACAUUAUUUACUCGAUCAACAUCAGAAAAUGAAUGAAUGUUGCGAAGAGAAGACUCUCAUCGAAAAUAACAACCACCUGCUGUCACAGCGAAACAAAGCCUUUUUUAAAUGGAAGAACGAAAAACCACAUAAAAACGCGGGCUACGUGCCGACGCUUCUGGAACACAUAGCCAACAUCGGGACUCACGGAAUUUUCAUAAUUCCAGCGAUCAACUGCUUACGCGAACUCAUCAAACGUUCGUCGAACGAGCAAAAAUUCAUAGCUGCUAUAGUCUACGGUGGUUCCCUAUUCCUCGUCGUCACGGUAUCUACUCUAUUCCAUUGCGCUCACUUCUGGUUUUGUCAGGGACUCGUAAAAAAUAUUCUCCAUCGAUGCGACCGAGCCUUCAUCUACAUCUUCAUACUGGGAACUUACUUCCCCUGGCUGUACGCCGAAGUUCUCGAGCCUUACGAAUUGUUCGAGAAAAUUCGCGCUGGACUCUGCGUCAUGGUGAUACUCGGAAUCCUUUACCAGCAGCUCUAUCAUCAGAAGUACAAAGCUCUGGAGACCGUUUUUUACUUGAUUACGGGAUUGAUGCCAAGCAUAGCGUUGUACGGUAGCGGCCUGUACACCGACGUUCCAGAGCUGAAAACCGGCGCGCUGAUGUACAUCGUGGGCCUUGUGUUCUUCAAAUCCGACGGCCUGAUCCCCUGCGCGCAUGCAAUCUGGCAUGCUUUCAGCGUGACCGGAGCCGCGAUACACUACUGGGCGGUUCUCGAGCACCUGUAUCCCGAGCCGAGCGAAUUCUUUUCGCAAAUUUAACGCACAGCGCUCCAGUCGAGCGCGAAUAUUGUUCAUUAAUAUUCACCCGACGUUCGAUAAAUAGAGACAAAAACAUCCACCGAAAUAA
This is a messenger RNA of Nasonia vitripennis (jewel wasp), 1324 nucleotides long. Its product is annotated as monocyte to macrophage differentiation factor. The coding region runs from base 463 to 1236 and encodes 257 amino acids. The record is from RefSeq and is a predicted model, not a curated record. Gene Ontology annotation, cellular component: membrane. The transcript has 4 exons. NCBI's taxonomy places the organism in Eukaryota, Metazoa, Arthropoda, Insecta, Hymenoptera, Pteromalidae.